Penaeus vannamei (Pacific white shrimp) is the source of this 2175-nucleotide messenger RNA. The record is from RefSeq and is a predicted model, not a curated record. Lineage: Eukaryota; Metazoa; Arthropoda; Malacostraca; Decapoda; Penaeidae.
CUGUAUAGUGUAUAAGUAUAACUGAUUUGACUAUAAUCUGAGCCGACAAGGCACAUCUGUUAGCUUUAAGAUUUAUUUCGAAUAAUAGAUGACGUUGGGUGAAAUAGCCAAGUGCAAGGCAUUUCUUUAAGUGGAAAUAAAGGAUGAGCACAGAUAGGAUAUCAUGGAGUCACAAACCAAAGAUGAAGUAUCAGAGGUAAUUGAAUACCUUCACUUGAGUCCUCGACUUCAGAGGGGCUCUGUUGGGCCCCAGCAUGGGAAAGGAGUAGAAGAAAAAAACUCCUUAUCAUGGGUAGAUGCUGGGCCUCAAAAUUCAAUACUGAGGACCCACCAGUAUCAGUCUUAUCCCAAUCUGUCAGUAAAUGUUCCCGUGCUCAAUGUUCCGGUGAUGUGUCAAAGCAAUGCUGCAUUAUCAAAGGUUUUUAACUUCAACCCAUCCUUCCUGAACUAUUACUACAAUGCCAAUACCAGCACCCCAGCUGUCAGUCCUACUUAUCAAGCUAAUAUUCCAGUGUCACCAAAUUAUUUAACUCCUGGCUUACCGCAGUUGCCAUCAUCUCCUGGUUUCCUGACAGCAGCUGGUUAUUAUGCUGGCUUUUCUCUACUUGGAGGACCCAGGCUGCCUGGCUCCCCAUUGCCACCACUUGGCCAAGCUUUCAUGCCACUUCAUGCAGCUGCUUUGCGAGGUGAUAAACAGAAACUUGCUGAAUUACUUCAAGAAAAGAACAUUAACCUCGAGAUACGUGAUCGCUGGGGUCGUGUUCCUCUUGUGUAUGCAGUACUGGGUAACAAUCAAGAAGGAAUGGACCAAUUGCUGCGUGCUGGGGCUCGGCCAGAUGCUGUUGAUUCACACAAAUGUACUCCACUACACUUUGCUGGAUAUAAGGGUUACUUAGGGUGUAUUAAGGCCAUCUUACAUGCAGUAGAAAGCCGAGGACUCCCUCUCAUUGAUAAUCAAGGUGGGCUGUGGUUGGCCCAAGAUUUGCGAGGCGUGACACCUCUUCACCAUGCAGCACAUCACAGCAACAGCAAAGGCCUUCAUGCCUUAUUGAAAUAUGCUGCACCAGGAACCUUGGACACUGUUGAUCACAAAAAGAGGACCCCAUUACACUGGGCAGCUGCAUAUGGCUCAGAGGAAAAUGUUCGACUGCUGAUAAAGCAUGGGGCAAACAACCUUAUGCCAGACCAGGAAGGAAAAACACCCCUCCAUUGGGCUGCUAUAAGCAAGGCUGAAAGUGCGACAGCAUGUGUUCGUACACUAAUAGGUGCAGCUCCUUCAAGCGUGAACUGGCAAGACUAUGAUGGGAUAACUGCCUUGCAUUUAGCAGUUGCUGAAGCAAGAAAGGAUAUAGUCGAUGUUAUACUCUCUGUACCAAAAUGCAAUGUAGAUUUAACAGACAAUCAUUUCAGGACAGCCCUACACUGGGCUUGCAACAGAGGACUGACAGCAAUAGUUAGCCGAUUGUUAGAACGAGGAGCUCAUUUAGGUGCAGUUGAUGUUUAUGGAGCAACUCCACUGCAUUAUGCUGCACAGCUUGAUCAUGCUGAUACAGUGGAACUGUUGGUUAGGCGACCAUGUGUCCGGGAUAAUCCAUCAAAAGAAGGUCACACAGCCAUGUUGUGGGCAGCAGCACGCGGUGCUGAUUCAGCCCUCACAGUAAUGGCAAGACAUGGAUCAUCCUUAACUCAGGCUGAUCCAGGAGGAUGCACUGCCCUGCACAUUGCAGCAGGAUCAGGUCACGUCUCCACUGUUGGUGUCCUACUGCGCCUACGUGCACCGAUUGACAUAUGUGCUAAUGAUGGCUGCACACCUUUGCUUCAUGCUGCACAAGGGGGCCAUGCCCACAUUGUUAAAUUAUUAGCAAAAGCUGGAGCAUCUCUUGAUCAUCGUGACAGCGAAGGUCAAUGUGCUCUGCACCAUGCAGUCCUUGGUGGACACCUCUACUUGGCCCAAAUUCUCAUAAGAGCAGGUACAUCUGUAAAUGUACGUGAUUACUCUGGACGUACUCCUCUUCAUAUGGCAGCAUAUAGAGGACUGAGUGACAUUAUGUUCCUAUUAUUAGAAAAUCGAGGUGAUGUAAAUGCCAGAGAUCAUCAGGGUCAGAGUCCAUUACAUUGGGCAGCACAAGAAGGCCACUUAGGAGCUGUUAAUACACUACUAGAUUUUAGAGCAUA